This is a messenger RNA of Akanthomyces muscarius, 1185 nucleotides long. RefSeq lists its product as uncharacterized. The transcript is spliced from 2 exons. NCBI's taxonomy places the organism in Eukaryota, Fungi, Ascomycota, Sordariomycetes, Hypocreales, Cordycipitaceae. Gene Ontology annotation, molecular function: iron ion binding; oxidoreductase activity, acting on paired donors, with incorporation or reduction of molecular oxygen; monooxygenase activity. Bases 1 to 1185 code for a protein of 394 amino acids. The record is from RefSeq and is a predicted model, not a curated record.
AUGGGAACGAAGAAGAUGGCAGCACAGUUCAAUGAUGCUCAAGAUAUGGAGACAAGACGCCUCCUCGUGAGACUGACGGAGGAUCCCAAGGGUCUUUUUCAGCACAUCCGAUCAGAGGCUGCUGCCAUUAUAUUAAGAGUCACGUAUGGCUAUGCUAUCAACCCCCAUGAACCGGAUCCUUUGAUGCUUUUGAUCGACACAAUGAUGGACAAUUUCUCCAAAGCCUUCGUCCCUGCAUGCUGGGUAGUCGACUCCAUACCACUACUGCGAUUCUUGCCGAGUUGGCUUCCGGGGAUGAGCUUCAAGACCACUGCUGCGGACUGGCUGAGAAUAAAUCACCAAGCCAACGAUGUCCCUUAUGCAUUCGUUCAACAGCAGAUGCAAAAAAGCACCCAUAGACCAUCCUAUGUCUCCCAGCAGAUUGAACAGAGCACUCGGGACGGUACACUAGCGAUGGACCGUGACGUGGAAGACACAAUCAAGUGGACCGCUUCCGUCAUGUACGGCGGCGGCUCUGACACUACCGCCGGCGUCAUUUCCGCCUUCUUUCAAGCCAUGGUCAUGUUUCCGGACGUUCAAGCCAAAGCGCAAAGGGAGAUUGACACUGUUGUCGGCUCGAGCCGGCUGCCCGAACUGCAAGACCAAGACCAGUUGCCCUACGUUUCAGCAGUGGUCAAGGAAGCACUCCGCUGGUUUCCAAUCACGCCAAUGGGUGUAUCUCAUGUAAAUGAGGAAGAGAUCGAGUACGCAGGCUUCACCAUCCCGAAAGGCUCAAUCAUUAUGCCAGCGACGUGGUGGUUUCAGAACGACCCGCAGGUCCACGCCAACCCGUCUUCAUUUGAGCCCGAACGCUUCAUGGCACCGCGAAAUGAGCCCGACCCUGCGCAGACCAUUUUUGGCCAUGGUCGUCGAGUCUGUCCUGGUAGAUUCCUCGCCGACAUGAGCUUGUUCUUGACUCUGUCCAGAGUGUUGGCCGUGCUUGAUGUUCGCAAAGCCGUGGACAAGUCGGGGCAGCCCAUUGACGCUAAGCUACAGUUUCAGCCUGGAAUGAUUUCGCGACCAGCAGAGUUUCCGUUUGAUAUUGCAGUCAGGAGUCCGUCCCACGCAAGGCUGGUUCAAGAUGUUGCCAGCCUUCUGCCCAAAGAAGCAGGCGAUGAUACUCUGCUUGAUCUUGGAACUCGGUGA